Messenger RNA from Hydra vulgaris (swiftwater hydra), 847 nucleotides. RefSeq names its product mpv17-like protein 2. NCBI's taxonomy places the organism in Eukaryota, Metazoa, Cnidaria, Hydrozoa, Anthoathecata, Hydridae. The record is from RefSeq and is a predicted model, not a curated record. Gene Ontology annotation, biological process: cellular response to reactive oxygen species; mitochondrial ribosome assembly. Gene Ontology annotation, cellular component: mitochondrion; membrane; cytoplasm.
UUUUCAUCUUUUAAAAGUUUUUAAUUUUUUAGGGGAAAAUAAAGCUGAACCAAAACAUUGUUUUGAGAAAUGUUUUUUUACUCAAAAACAAUAUCACUUGUGAGAUGUUUAAAGAGAUUUCCUUAUAGAACUUCGAUUCAUCAAAAUUUUGUUUCAGUGUAUGAGUUCAGUUUUAGCCCUAAAUAUUUAUUGUACACAAAUACUUUUUUGUCAAUUUUGUUGUGUGGAUCAGCUGAUUUUGUUCAACAAAAUAUUGAAAAAUACUUUUCAAAAAAAGACAGGGACUACGAUUUUAAGCGCACAUGGUUUAUGAUGAUCUAUGGUGGCGUUGCUGCUCCAAUUUCACAUUUUUGGUAUAUUGCUCUUGAUAGGCUGGUUAUGAAAGGAUCUAUACAUGCAAUUGUUGCAAAGAAGUUGUUAGCAGAUCAACUGAUUUGCUCUCCGUUUUUCACAAUAUACUUCUUUUUAACAAUUAGUAUUCUACAGGGACAAACUGUUGAAAAGACUAAACACGAAAUUAAAGAAAAAGCAUUGGGUGUUUACAUGGUUGAUUGUAUGGUUUGGCCACCAGUACAGGCUAUCAAUUUUUAUCUUAUUCCAAGUCAUUUAAGAGUAAUAUAUAUCGCUGUUGCUUCAUUUGGUUGGGAUAUUUUUCUUUCGUAUUCAAAGUUCAAGGACUCGAAUAUAAAAGAAGAUUAUUUAUCGGUUGCUGGUUGAUUCUUAUUUUUGAAGAUACUUAUUAGUUAAUUGGUUAAUUCUCCCUUUUUACAUAGAUUAGUAUAAAAAAUUGUUCGCAUUGUUUUUAUUAACUGUUUUUUAGCUAAGAUUUCUAGAAAUUCUGGUUGAA